AUGAGUCGAAAGGCAAAUAGUGAAGGGGCUUGGUCUGAAAAUAGCCCGAAUAACCGUGGUGGAGGAAGCAAUUCAGCCCUUUUUCGUGCUUCUACUCCACUAGUUCAGAACCCAAAGUCAUCCGUGAGUGCUCCCCUCGGCAAGGCACAAACUGUGGUACCUGAACGUACUGCUUUUUGUUGUUUUAAGUGCGGAGAAAGUGGACAUCGUAUGGCAGAACUCAAGAAAAGAGAUCAUGAUUUCGAACAUGGUCCGGUUUAUGAUGAUGAACCCAAUGAUGUUGUGAAGGAAUAUGUGACCGAGGAUGAUGGCCCAUUGCUCAUGGUGAGAAAAACUUGUUUUACUCCUCGUGAAACUGAAGGUAGUGAUGGAUGGCUUCGCAAUAAUGUUUUCCAGUCCACUUGUAUUAUUGGUGGCAAGGUAUGCAAGUUGGUAAUUGACCCUGGAAGUUGCGAAAACGUAAUAUCUAAAGAAGCAAUCAGGAAAUUAGGCUUGGAAACACAACCACAUCCCCAACCAUAUAAGCUUUCAUGGCUGCAAAAGGGUACUGAAGUGACUGGGGUUAAGAGGGCUCUUGUUCCUUUCUCCAUUGGAAAACUACAAAGAUAA
Prunus armeniaca (apricot) is the source of this 609-nucleotide messenger RNA. The record is from the annotation of a GenBank genome assembly. Lineage: Eukaryota; Viridiplantae; Streptophyta; Magnoliopsida; Rosales; Rosaceae.